AUGUCUACAUCCGAAAGCCUGGUGCUUCAUAAGAAUGUGAGGGAGCGCUUCCUCUCCCUGGAGACGGUGGAGUGUCUGGUCACAUAUGUUUGGAUCGAUCAAACCGGGGAGAAUCUGAAGAACAAAACCCGAACGUUGGACAAAGAGCCUGUCGGGAUCUCAGAUAUCCCUGAAUGGGAGACCACUAGUGUGGAAAAUGACAGCAUUCAGGAAGUCUAUCUGGUUCCGGCCCGGAUGUUCCGAGAUCCUUUUCUUCGAGACCCCAAUAAGAUGGUUCUCUGUGAAGUGUUCAACAGGAACAGGCAGCCUGCAGUUUCGAAUCAGCGCUCCAAGUGUUCCGUAGUCAUGAAGCACGUGAUGGGAUUCGAGCCCUGGUUUGGGAUGGAACAGGAGUUCACCCUUUUUCAUCCAGACGGGAGGCCGUUUGGAUGGGUGACAGACGGGUCAGAACCUGAACCAGUGUCCUGUUGUGUGGGCUUCAACAAGGUGUUUGGAAGAGACGUCAGCAUCUGCCACUAUAAAGCCUGCUUGUACGCUGGAAUCAAGAUGUUUGGAACCAACUCUGAGGAUCUGCCCUCGCAGUGGGAGUUCCAGGUCGGCCCGUGCGAGGGGAUCGAGAUGGGAGAUCAUCUGUGGAUGUCCCGUUACAUUCUGCAUCGUGUGUGUGAAGACUUUGGGCUCGUCGCCUCUCUAGAUGUCGUACCGGUAAAGAGCAUCCACGUGACGUCAGGAUGCCAUGUGAACUUCAGCACCAAAGAGAUGAGGAGUGAAGGAGGGCUCAGAUAUAUUGAAGAAGCCAUCGAGAAGUUGAGCAAACGUCACCACCAACACCUCCAAGUGUACGACCCUCGCCAGGGCAGAGACAACAUGUCUCGUCUGAUCUCUCACUCCACCACCUCCAGCUUCACUCACUUCUCCAGCGCCGUCGCCGAGCGGAACGUCAGUGUUCGUAUUCCGGGUCUGGUCAGUCGGAGAGGCUGCGGAUACUUGGAGGACCGACGACCAGCCUCCAACUGUGACCCCUACACUGUCACUGCGGCUCUCAUUGAAACGUGUCUGCUGGACAGCCUUGAGCAGGAAGAAGAGACGAGGGUCACCACCGAAUUAUGA
Synchiropus splendidus (mandarinfish) is the source of this 1110-nucleotide messenger RNA. RefSeq names its product glutamine synthetase-like. The transcript has 6 exons. Gene Ontology annotation, cellular component: cytoplasm. Bases 1 to 1110 code for a protein of 369 amino acids. The record is from RefSeq and is a predicted model, not a curated record. Gene Ontology annotation, molecular function: glutamine synthetase activity. NCBI's taxonomy places the organism in Eukaryota, Metazoa, Chordata, Actinopteri, Syngnathiformes, Callionymidae.